CAGCCAUGCAAGAGAGAGGGAGAGAGACAGAGAAAAAGAAAGGAGGGAGUGAAGCAGAGAUUCUUUCCUAUCUCAGCAGCCACAAAGAUUGCCAAUGAAAAAAGAAAACAAAUAGCCCCUGGAACCACAAGUGUGUUCUGUAAACUGAUGCCCCAAGGCAGAUAUGAGAAAGAUGACUGAACAGAGUGGUUGCUACAGGGCUGUGGAUGUCCAGGGGAAUAAGAUCAGUUAUAAAGGUUCUGGUCAAGAAAGCCCUGAGAUGGGGAUGAAAAGAUUGCAGAAACGAUUUCUCCACAAAGAUGGCAGCUGCAAUGUGUACUUCAAACACAUCUUUGGAGAAUGGGAGAGCUACGUAGUGGACAUCUUCACCACCUUGGUGGACAUCAAGUGGCGCCAUAUGUUCGUGAUAUUCUCGUUGUCCUACGUCCUUUCAUGGUUGUUCUUUGGACUGGUCUUCUGGCUGAUAGCAAUCCAGCACGGAGAUUUAUUCAAUGAUGAAGAAAUAACCCCUUGUGUUGCAAAUGUCCACAGCUUCACGGGAGCAUUCCUCUUCUCCCUGGAAACCCAAACCACCAUCGGCUACGGUUCGCGCUGCGUUACGGAAGAGUGCUCGGCUGCCAUCCUCAUGGUCAUCCUGCAGUCAGUGCUAAGCUGCAUUAUUGACACCUUCAUCAUUGGGGCAGCUUUGGCUAAAAUGGCCACGGCUCGCAAAAGAGCUCAAACCAUUCGAUUCAGCUACUAUGCUGUUGUAGGUUUAAGGGAUGAUAAAUUCUGCCUGAUGUGGCGCAUCGGGGAUUUCCGGCCAAACCACAUGGUUGAGGGCUCUGUACGGGCUCAGCUGCUGCGCUACAAGGAAGACAAAGAAGGGAGAAUGACAAUGGAAUACAAGGACUUGAAGCUCCUAAAUGACCAGAUCAUCCUCGUUACACCCGUGACAGUCGUGCAUGAAAUUGAUAGUGAGAGCCCCUUGUACGGCCUGGACAGGAAAGCUCUGGCCAAGGACAACUUUGAAAUCUUGGUCACUUUUGUCUAUACGGGGGAUUCAACAGGGACUUCACAUCAGUCAAGGAGCUCCUAUGUCCCCAGAGAGAUUCUUUGGGGCCAUAGGUUUAAUGAUGUCUUACACGUGAAGAAAAAGUACUAUAAGGUGGAUUGCUUGCAGUUUGAAGAGACCACAGAAGUUUAUGCUCCUCACUGCAGUGCCAUGCAGCUGGAUCGGAAGGAGCAAGAGUGGAACCGAACUGAGAAGACCCGGGACAAAGAGGCAGAGACAUCAGCAGUGGAGAUCAAGUCACUGGCUACUAACCAAAAGUCAAUUAGUGCAGUUGCCCUCAUCACCAGUUGUGAGGAUCCAGAAGACCCAGUGACAGCUGUCAAUCAACCUUCUGAAGAGGUUUCUUAUAAGAAAGCAGCUGUGACCUUAAGCAGGCUAUCAAUAGAGUCCCAAAUCUAGAUUUCACUGCAAUUAAAAUCACUUCCAACACGUUGUCCCAGCACAGCUUUUAGGAUAUAAAAAAAUGAACUGAUGUGCACAAGUAUUUAUGUUAUAAACCUUGGUGACAGCACACCCACACCAUAAUGCAUUGCUAAGCUGCUAGAAGGAGCUUCAUACUGGUUAGGGUGGGUAAGAGAUUAACACUGCCACAAGAGAAAUGCUUACAUUUGGGUUGACUGGACAGCUAGUGCACUUGAGCAACUUACUGUAAACUUUAUUAGCCUGCAGAGACCAGUGUUGGAUGUGUCCAGAGACAGAUAAUGAUCCAGGUAGGGACAAAAGCUAUGCAGUAUGCCCUCUUGUUCAGAUUUUUCAAAGCUGCCUAAUUUAUUUGCAAGGUCAGUUCCCAGUCCCUCCAGAAGGCUCUAAAACUCCCUCACAAUCACAACAAACAGUUGUGCUUUGGUUAAAAUUGCCCCUUUCUAACAGUUCAAAUGAAGUCUCCAUCCUGAGGUUACAUUGGUGGAUUUAUGCGUCUGGUCUUUGGAGGAGAACUGGCAGGAAUAACUGAAUACAGGAUUGCUGGGUAGCUUUGGGAUCCUGCUUACACCUUGCCUUGUCUUGUGGGAUGCACAGUGGGAUCCUGAGGAGCUUUUCCCAUUUCCUAGUCGUGAGCCAUUCCCAGAAGUGCUGCUUGAGGUCUGUCAGCUGCAUGGGAGCUGCAUGAAAUGUCCAUGAGCUGCAUCUGGGGGCUUGAAGAGCUGGGCAGAAUGGUUCCUUUCCACUCUGAGAAAUCAAGAUGAAGUUUGAAAUCAAAAUCAGCAAAAUCAGGUUGAGCCACAGAGAGGAGAUCAAGUUCCUAGGGGGAGCCAUGCAAUAUUUUAAAUCAAAAUGUCUUUAGUUGCAGAAUGUCAGCCUUGCUUUGCUUUUCAGGAUAUUAUAUUUCUUUCGA
Messenger RNA from Calypte anna (Anna's hummingbird), 2387 nucleotides. It is a transcript of the gene KCNJ16, whose product is annotated as potassium inwardly rectifying channel subfamily J member 16. Gene Ontology annotation, molecular function: inward rectifier potassium channel activity. The transcript is spliced from 2 exons. The record is from RefSeq and is a predicted model, not a curated record. Gene Ontology annotation, biological process: regulation of monoatomic ion transmembrane transport; potassium ion import across plasma membrane. NCBI's taxonomy places the organism in Eukaryota, Metazoa, Chordata, Aves, Apodiformes, Trochilidae. Gene Ontology annotation, cellular component: plasma membrane. The coding region runs from base 164 to 1453 and encodes 429 amino acids.